AUGCGAGCAGAAGACGUAAAGAAGUUUGUAAAUGACCAACUUCGAGGCUUAAAGAUUGGCAAAGAUUUCGAAGAUGCUUUAUGUAGGGAGGUGGACCAAGCAAACUCUAUGCCUUUCGCAGCCGAAAUAGAGCAGGUUGCUCUGCCGAAGCGAUUCUCAACUCUUUUGUUCACGCAUUUCAAAGGGGAUUCUGAUCCUGAAAGCCAUCUAAGGCACUUCAAAAGUGUCAUGAUUCGCUACAAAGCCAACGACGCACUAAUGUGCAAGGAACACACUACUUACCGGAAGAUUAAGAAGAAUCCUAGCCACCUAUUCAACCUGCGUAAGAAGUCCGAUGAAUCAUUUCGAGAUUACAUCAAGAUAUUCAAAGCAGAAAAGGCCAACAUUGUAGGUUGCGAUGAUCAAAUCACGUCCUUUGCUUUCAAGAAAGGUCUUCCAAUUGAGCACGACUUAUACUGCGAGCUGACUAUCACUCACUGCCAUACUCUAGCAGAGGUCUUCGAGACUGCAGAACACUACGCACUUCGGGAUGAGGAUCGAAUCGCCGCGAAGAAGUCUACCAAGUAG
This is a messenger RNA of Prunus armeniaca (apricot), 567 nucleotides long. The record is from the annotation of a GenBank genome assembly. NCBI's taxonomy places the organism in Eukaryota, Viridiplantae, Streptophyta, Magnoliopsida, Rosales, Rosaceae.